Nannospalax galili (Upper Galilee mountains blind mole rat) is the source of this 1177-nucleotide messenger RNA. RefSeq names its product solute carrier family 39 member 2 (gene Slc39a2). The record is from RefSeq and is a predicted model, not a curated record. Gene Ontology annotation, cellular component: plasma membrane. The transcript is spliced from 4 exons. The coding region runs from base 1 to 930 and encodes 309 amino acids. Gene Ontology annotation, molecular function: zinc ion transmembrane transporter activity. Gene Ontology annotation, biological process: zinc ion transmembrane transport. Lineage: Eukaryota; Metazoa; Chordata; Mammalia; Rodentia; Spalacidae.
AUGGAGACACUACUGGGAGUGAAAGUUGGCUGUUUGUUUGCCCUGCUGGCUCUCACUCUGGGCUGUGGCCUUGUUCCCAUCUCCGUCAAGUGGUUCCAGAUGGAUGCGGCCACAGGUCAUCGACACAGGGUCCUCAACCUCCUGGGCUGUGUCUCUGCCGGUGUUUUCCUGGGAGCAGGGUUAAUGCAUAUGAGCGUGGACGCCCUGAACAGAAUUGACCCAGAGAUCCAGAAGUUUAUGGUGCAGAAUGGGACAGGAAGUAAAGGAAAUUCUUCUGAUGCUGCUCUUUCAGGUCAUGUGGAGUAUCCCUUUGGAGAGCUCAUCAUCUCCCUGGGCUUUUUCUUUGUCUUCCUUUUGGAGUCACUGGCCUUGCAGUGCUGCCCUGGGGCUGCUGGAGAAUCAACAGUACAGGAGAAGGAAUGGGGAGGGACUCAGGUCUUUGGAUUCCAUAAGCACCCACCUGUGCUGUGUCCCUCACAGAGUCCCCUGCGAGCCCUCGUCCUUCUGGUCUCGCUGUCCUUUCACUCAGUAUUUGAAGGUCUAGCUGUGGGACUUCAGACAACAGUCGCAGCCACUGUCAAGCUCUGCAUUGCUGUUCUGGCUCAUAAGGGGCUCAUAGUGUUUGGUGUCGGACUGCGGCUGGUGAAGACUGGCACUGGGCCACGAUGGGCCAUAUUCUCCAUACUGUCAUUAGCUCUCAUGUCCCCCCUGGGCCUAGCCCUAGGGCUGAGUGUGGCUAGAGGGGACUCUACAGCAGAGAAGGGCUUAGCCCAAGCUCUCUUAGAGGGGAUAGCAGCUGGCACAUUCCUCUAUGUCACCUUCCUAGAAAUUUUGCCGCGGGAACUGGCUAGUCCCGAGGCCCCUCUGGCCAAGUGGGGCUGUGUGGCUACUGGUUUUGCCUUCAUGGCCCUUAUUGCUUUAUGGGCCUGAGAGAUUCCUCACUGCUUUGAUGGACUUAACUAAGGAGGACUUCUCCAUAUCCCAGAGGCCCUCCGACAUUAUUUUCAAAGAGAUGGAACAUUUAUUAGGCAUCAUCCCCAUGGACUGGAGCCCAGAUUUUAUAUAUAUAUAAUAUAUUUGGUUUGAGUGUCUAUUUAACUGGAAAAUUGGUAUAAAGGCCAUCACUCUAGAUUUGCUAUUGUGUAUAAUAAAAUGCCUGUUUUAGCUUUUCCAUUCA